Molecule: messenger RNA, 902 nt
Organism: Dama dama (fallow deer)
Lineage: Eukaryota; Metazoa; Chordata; Mammalia; Artiodactyla; Cervidae
Gene: GRXCR1
Product: glutaredoxin and cysteine rich domain containing 1
Exons: 4
Coding region: 1-891 (296 amino acids)
Biological process (GO): sensory perception of sound; inner ear receptor cell stereocilium organization
Cellular component (GO): stereocilium; kinocilium
Source: RefSeq, a predicted model, not a curated record
AUGUGGGCGGAUGGGACCAUGCUGAAGCGGGAGAUGAAGCCAGAAACUGACAGGCCCCGGAAAGUCCGAUUUCGGAUCGCGUCGUCUCACAGCGGGCGAGUUCUGAGGGAGGUGUAUGAAGACGGACGGCCAGCAGGCUCUCUGGAUUCUGAGUGUGCCAGUGUCUGUGGCAUAGAUGGGCUCCGUGAGUCUGACGGACAGCAGAACGGCCACAUAGGACCGGAGGGUGACGAGCAGGAGAAUGACCAGGACAACUUGCUGGCGUUGGCAAGGGCGGCCAGCGAGAAGGGGUUUGGGACAAGAAGAGUCAACAUUUUAAGCAAGAAUGGCACAGUCAGAGGUGUUAAAUAUAAAGUCAGUGCUGGACAAGCUCUGUUCAACAAUCUGACCAAAGUGUUACAGCAACCAUCAACUGAGCUGGAAUUUGACCGGGUAGUGAUUUAUACCACUUGCCUUCGGGUGGUACGGACAACCUUUGAAAGGUGUGAACUGGUUAGAAAGAUCUUCCAGAACCAUCGAGUCAAAUUUGAAGAGAAAAACAUAGCUCUGAAUGGUGACUAUGGAAAAGAGUUAGACGAACGAUGCCGCCGGGUUUCUGAAGCUCCUUCCCUCCCUGUCGUGUUCAUUGAUGGCCAUUAUCUAGGGGGUGCUGAGAAAAUUUUGUCAAUGAACGAAUCAGGAGAACUGCAAGACCUCUUAACCAAAAUUGAGAGAGUGCAGCAUCCGCACGAGUGCCCCUCCUGCGGAGGCUUUGGCUUCCUCCCGUGCUGUGUCUGCCACGGAAGCAAGAUGUCGGUGUUCCGAAACUGCUUCACAGACUCCUUCAAGGCCCUGAAGUGCACGGCUUGCAACGAGAAUGGUCUUCAGCGCUGCCAGAGCUGCCUGCGUUAGAGUCCACACCC